Molecule: messenger RNA, 531 nt
Organism: Acanthosepion pharaonis
Lineage: Eukaryota; Metazoa; Mollusca; Cephalopoda; Sepiida; Sepiidae
Source: the annotation of a GenBank genome assembly
AUGGCAUUUUAUUCAAUGGCCUCCAAGUCAAAGGCCAUCUUUCUCUUAUAUUCUAUCAUUAUUCCUUUCUUACUCUCACGUUAUACGAUAAUUUUGUCACUUUCUUUCUUUCUUUCUUUCUUUUUUUUUCUUUCUUUCUUUCUUUCUUUCUUUCUUUCUCAUUUUUCUUAUCACUUUGAUUCUUUCUCUUUCUUCAAUAUGUUGUAUACUUACUUUCUUAUCUUUCUUUUCCCUUGGUCGAUCUGGUUUCUUCUUCACUUUCUUUCUUUCUUUCUUUCUUCACUUUCUAUCUUUCUUUCUUUCUUUCUUAACCAUUCUUCGAUAUUUUCACAUUCAUUUUCGUUCGAUCUUUCUUUCCUUCUUUCUUUCCUUUUUACUUUCUUCCUUUCUUUCUUUCUUUCUUCUUUAUUCAAACCAGUAUUUUUAUACAUUUCAUUUUUUUCGUUUUUUGAUCCUCUUUCUUCUAUAUUCUUUCUUUUCAUUAAUCGACACUUUAUUUGUUUUUUGUUUUCCUUCUUUUUUAUUCUUUGA